Molecule: messenger RNA, 1643 nt
Organism: Phragmites australis (common reed)
Lineage: Eukaryota; Viridiplantae; Streptophyta; Magnoliopsida; Poales; Poaceae
Product: THO complex subunit 4D-like
Exons: 6
Coding region: 720-1385 (221 amino acids)
Biological process (GO): mRNA export from nucleus
Cellular component (GO): nucleus
Molecular function (GO): mRNA binding
Source: RefSeq, a predicted model, not a curated record
UUAUGCCAGAAGGGGUGGAGAUAGGGGUAGUGGCCGUAUUCAAGGAAGUGGUGGGCGAGGUGGAUAUGUCCUGCAUGGAAGAUCUGGACUGCCUCCUCGAGGACCUCUUGGGGUUAAUUCCCGACCAUCUGCACGCACAAUUGCUAAGGCAAGACUAAAACUGUCACUAUGUUUUUGUUCAUGGUCUGGUUCCUGAAUAUAGUAGAAAACUGAACGAGAAGAGAAAGCUUUUAUUAUAUGGAGGGGCAGAAGUAACAGUGAUGUUUGUCACUAAUGGAACCUUUGUUGGUUAGAGCAUCACUUAUUGUUUGGAGGCCUGAGGGGCAGAUGUAACUUUGGCUUUUAUCUCACAUGAAAACUUUGAGGGUAGAGCAUCUCUAUGUUUUCAUUUAUGGAGGGGCAGAAAUAACUGGUGGAGUGGUGGUCAUCUCUAAUGGAAACUUUUUCGGACACCACCGUUUCUUCAAACAUAUGAAGGAAAUAAAUGAAAAAGAAAGUUUGUGGAUUUCUUGCAAUAUGACAUGUAUAAAUUAUGAGGCGCUCAAGAAGGGACUCCAUCAAUCCUCUUGCUAUUAUGGAGCUUCAAUAUGCCCCUCAUCUGACAAUUUUGGACUCUGUUACACACUCCCACUGAAGUUCUUCUAGGCUGCCUCCAGAACAAGUGCUCUAGCCACUUGUCUCCUUGGCUUGUGAUAUCGUCAUUUAACAGAACCAAAGACAUGACCUGGAGACCUGAUCUAUUUAAUGAUAGUAUGGCGGCUACUGGAAUAGAAACUGGUACAAAAUUGUACAUUUCAAACUUAGACUAUGGGGUUUCAAACGAGGAUAUAAAGGAGCUGUUUUCAGAAUUUGGUCAUUUGAAACGCUUUGCUGUUCACUACGAUGGUUAUGGCCGCCCAAAUGGCACUGCAGAGGUGGUGUUUACAAGGAGAAGUGAUGCAAUUGCUUCACUGAAACGUUAUAAUAAUGUUCUACUUGAUGGGAAAGCUAUGAAGAUAGAAGUCAUUGGAAGUGACUUAGGCUUGCCUAUGACACCUCGUAUAAAUGUUGUUGGGGCUUCUAAUGGCAGAGCUACAAGAACAACAGUUGUUAUGAUGCCUGAGUUUGGUCAACGUGGCAGAGGUUCGAGCAGUAGACCUUUAAGUAAUCCCGGCAAUAGAUGGAACCGUGGUGCCUUCCAAUCUGGGAGAGGCCGAGGCUGGGGCAGUGCCCCGUUCCAGGCCCGAGGCAGGGGCCGUGGUCAGUUCCAGGCCCGAGGCAGGGGCCGUGGUCAGUUCCAGGCCCGAGGCAGGGGCCGUGGUAGGGGGAGGAAGCCUGAGAAGACUGCAGAUGAGCUGGACAAAGACCUGGAAACCUAUCAUGUGGAAGCUAUGAAAACCGAUUGAUUGCAAGCCUACUGAUGAUGGGCGCACUACUGAUGAUGAUUUGAUAGGUUGUACCCGUUUGAGCUGUAGUAAUUUUCUGGGAGCAGAGAACAUAUUUCUGCUUUGGUUUCAGAAAACAAUUCCGUGUAGUAGCUUGAAAUCAGACGCAGUGUGUAGUGAUUUUCUGAAAUUGGCAGCCUGAUAUGUUUGUGCAUCAGUUGCUCUGGGUGUUAUCAUGAAUGCUGCAUUGUCAACGUAGAGAUCGUAUUUAUGGCUUAA